Molecule: messenger RNA, 1517 nt
Organism: Anguilla rostrata (American eel)
Lineage: Eukaryota; Metazoa; Chordata; Actinopteri; Anguilliformes; Anguillidae
Product: homeodomain-interacting protein kinase 2-like
Exons: 7
Coding region: 354-1502 (382 amino acids)
Biological process (GO): peptidyl-serine phosphorylation; peptidyl-threonine phosphorylation; smoothened signaling pathway
Cellular component (GO): cytoplasm; nucleus; PML body
Molecular function (GO): ATP binding; SMAD binding; transcription coactivator activity
Source: RefSeq, a predicted model, not a curated record
UGCAGCCCAAUUCCUUAUGCAUCGGAACGGCAUCUCUGGCCAAUAAAUAAUGGCUUUCUUAGUGUUCCUAAGGGGUUCUUAAACCCAAGCCAGCGCAGGCUGUAAAACUGUGGAAUGCUUUACUGCCCAAAGCCUUGGACUUCUCCUGACUGCUUCAGCAUCUGCGGUCCGUGAACUAAGCGCUUGCUAAAUUAUUUAUUCGCUAUUAUCAUUUCUGUCAUCGUUAUCGUUAUUGAUGCUAUGUUUAAUAACGCGUACGUGUCGGAGCCCGUGAUGUGCACGCCUCAUUAAAAUAGCUUGGUAACCGUGUGGUGAUGUGCCUGCUGUGACCUCUGACCUCUGACCUCUGACCCAUGGCCGACCCUGCCGUGUCUCCCGCCAGGGCUCCGGAGAUCAUCCUGGGCCUGCCCUUCUCCGAGGCCAUCGACACGUGGUCGCUGGGCUGCGUCGUCGCCGAGCUCUUCCUGGGCUGGCCGCUGUACCCGGGGGCGUCCGAGUACGACCAGAUACGCUACAUCUCUCAGACCCAGGGGCUGCCGGCCGAGUACCUGCUGAGCGCGGGGACGAAGACCACGCGCUUCUUCAACCGGGAGCCCGACUCCACCUACCCGCUCUGGAGACUGAAGACGCCCGAGGACCACGAGGGGGAGACGGGGAUCAAGUCGAAGGAGGCCCGCAAGUACAUCUUCAACUGCCUGGACGACAUGGCCCAGGUGAACAUGGCGAGCGACCUGGAGGGCGGCGACGCGCUGGCGGAGAAGGCCGACCGGCGGGAGUUCGUGGACCUGCUGACCAAGAUGCUGACCAUCGACGCCGACAAGAGGAUCACGCCCGUCGAGGCGCUGAACCACCCCUUCGCCGCCAUGACGCACCUCCUGGGCUUCCCCCACAGCGCGCACGUGAAGUCCUGUUUCCAGAACAUGGAAAUCUGCAAGCGGAGGAUGAACAUGUACGACACGGUGAACCAGAGCAAGACCCCCUUCAUCACCCACGUGGCACCCAGCACCUCCACCAACCUCACCAUGACCUUCAACAACCAGCUCAACACGGUACACAGCCAGGUCAGUCUAUACCACCAGCUCAACACGGUACACAGCCAGGCCCCCCACCUGGCUCCCUCCUCCUCCGGCGCCGCCCUCUCGCUGGCGCCCCCCCCCGACGUCUCCGUGCUGAGCUACCCGCCUGCGCUCUGCCAGCCCGGCGCCGCCGUGGCCCCCAGGAGCCUGCCGCUGCAGCCGGCCGCCCCCCAGCUGUGCGCCGCCCGGCCCGACCCCUUCCAGCAGGCCCUCAUCGUCUGCCCGCCGGGCUUCCAAGGGCUGCAGGCCUCGCCGUCCAAGCACGCCGGCUACUCGGUGCGCGUGGAGAACGCCGUUCCCAUGGUGACGCAGGCCCCCCCCGGGGCCCCGCCCCUGCAGAUCCAGUCGGGGCUGCUGACGCAGGUGAGGAACCCUUUCCCUCGGGGCGUCCCGGCGAGCUGCCGGCCCGGGGACGCCCAAAUCUGACCCUCAGGGGACCCG